AUCUUUGCGAGGUCAGUUCAGUUUCAAUCGAGACGACACAGUACGCAUUCCGCAAUUUUAAGUUUUGUUUCAGUGUAUUCGCUUCGCGGGAAUAUAGUUUAUGCUUUUUUGUUAAUAUUUAUUUAUUCCUUCGACUCGAGUGGAUAUACGUUGUAAAGUUUAUUUUAUUCACUUGCUUAUUUCCCACACAACAUUUUUCAACUCAAACAAAAAAGAAAUACUAUCACACUAUCGUGUCGUUUGUCUUCCAUUAUCUCUACAACAAGUUAAAAAUAAAACAAUCAUAAUUUUUUACAAUUAUUUUAAUAGAGAAUCAUCAUCAAUCGAUUUGAUACGACGUUUUAGAAAAAAAUCCUAUAAGAGUGUAUACCUACCACGACCACCUGAACGAACACAUAGCCAGCAAAAAUAAUAAAGAGAUUUUAUUUUGUAAAAAAAAAACAAAAAUGACGAGAUAGUUUAUAAUAAGUUCAUUUCCUUGUUCAAUACAUUAACGUGUCUACUUAUGUAAUAUUUAUGUAUUUAAAUUGAAAUAAAAUUAUGGAUUUUUAAAAGUGUUGGUCUCAAGAGCGCCAGACAACAUAAUAUACACAAUCCAUCCCACUGAUAAAUAAAAUUGGGCUUCCAAAAGAAGAAAACAAAAAAAUCCUAGCUCAACACCACCUACUCAUCUUAAAAAUGCUCUGAAAAUCACUAUUUAUAAUCCUCGUUUUGGUUUUUAAUUUUUAUACCAAAGCACGUUAAAAAUACAUAUAGAAAUGGACAAUUUUAUGCAACAAAUACAAAACAAAUAUUCAUUUAUUGAUAAUUUGUUGAAAAACUUUUGGAAAUCAUGGAUAAAAUCAAAUCUUUCAAUCAAAUUAGAGCUUCAAAAUAUAAAAUGGAAAAACAGCAGGGCGAAACCUGGAUGCGCAUAUGUUCCUACAGAGGUGGAACAAAUGGCCAAUUGUAUAACACAUGGAGUUUGGGUUGUACCGUCUAUAAUGGCAGCAAUGAAGCUAGUUGAAAGAUCAAAGACUUCUGGACAAUUAUUAGUUGCGUGGGUUUAUGGAACAGCACUGAGUCUUUUAUUUUGUGUAUCCACAUUCUUCCACUGCUCAUUUUACUGUGAUCGCAAAAGAGGACUCAAAAAUGUUUUACAUCGCUGUGAUCGAGCUAUGAUCUAUGUAUUUAUUGCUGGAUCAUAUUUUCCUUGGCUACAACUUGAGAAUCCACAACACUCAAUUGUUUUGGCUUCCUUAGAAUGGAUAAUUUGGAUAAUGACAGCUUUAGGAAUAACUUAUCAACAGAUAUUCCAUGAACGGUAUAAAUGUUUAGAGACAUUUUUCUACCUUUUAAUUGGGUUGGGACCUGCUAUUGUCUUAAUCGUUACAGGUCAAGAAUUUAAUGGCAUGACAGAGCUUAAACUUGGUGGCUUCUUUUACAUAGUUGGAAUAAUAUUUUUUAAGUCUGAUGGAAUCAUACCAAUGGCACAUGCUAUCUGGCAUUUGUUUGUUGUUCUAGCAGCAGGCUUCCAUUAUUAUGCUAUUUUAAAGCAUCUGUUUCCCACCGAUAUAAGUGAAACUAUUAAUGUGUUUUAAGCAAAAACACAUAACAACAUAUAUUAUUAUAUAUAUAUUAUCUAAUUAGAUUUUUUUUGUAGAUGUAUAUACAUACUAUAUAAUAUAUAUAUAUAUAUAUGUAAUUAUAAACAAAUUAAGGCUAAAAGAAUAUUAAGACAGUGAUUUGAACCAAAUAGAUACCUAGUCAGUGAUGUCCCAAAUAUAAGUAAAGUAUAUAUUUAUAUAUUUGAUAGAAAUAGAGGUUUUUGUUUUAAUGCAAAAGGAAGUUCGAGUUUAACAAUUUAAAAAAAAGUACCUUCUGAUCAACUGUUGUUUAUUUUGAU
Molecule: messenger RNA, 1885 nt
Organism: Episyrphus balteatus (marmalade hoverfly)
Lineage: Eukaryota; Metazoa; Arthropoda; Insecta; Diptera; Syrphidae
Product: monocyte to macrophage differentiation factor
Exons: 5
Coding region: 759-1580 (273 amino acids)
Cellular component (GO): membrane
Molecular function (GO): pore-forming activity
Source: RefSeq, a predicted model, not a curated record